AUGGAGCGCGAGCGUGAAGUGGUGGAGCAGGCGGCGGCGGCGGAACAGAUCCCUCGGCCGAUUCGACGUCGGACGUUUGUCUGUCGCGAGCACGACGUAGCUCACCAACGUCUAUUCACAGACUAUUUUGCCGAGCAACCACGGUGGGGCCCGACGGUUUUUCACCGCCGUUUUAGAAUGCGGCGAGAUCUUUUUGUCAGCAUUGUCCAGACGUUGGAGGCACGUGAUGAAUACUUCCAGUAUCGGGAAGAAGGCAUCUGCAGACCCGGACUUACGCCGUUGCAGAAGUGCACGGUUGUGCUCCGGCAGUUGGCCUACGACACCACGGCGGAUAUGUUCGACGAGUACCUUCACGUUGGGCCGACUGCUGAGGAUUGCCAGGCACUGAUGAAGAUGCACGAGACGGCGCACGACUUUCCUGGAAUGCUAGGGAGCAUCGAUUCAGAGUCAAACAACGACAUCAACGUCCUCAACUCAUCCAACCUCUUCGCCGAUCAAUGCAGGGGUCGUGGCCCGGCCAUCGAGUUCACUGCCAACGGACGUCAAUAUCGUAUGGGGUACUACUUGGCCGAUGGCAUAUACCCAAGGUGGCCUGUUUUUUUGAAGUCAAUCAGUUGCCCAAUGGGUGACAGGAGAGUGUUAUUUGCGGCAAAGCAGGAGGCUGCGCGGAAGGAUGUGGAGCGGGCUUUUGGUGUGCUCCAAUCGCGGUGGGCAAUAGUGAAAGGUCCGACGCGUUUCUGGUUCAAGGAAGUCAUCGCCGAUGUCAUGUAUGCGUGCAUCAUCUUGCAUAACAAGAUAGUCGAACAUUAA
Salvia hispanica is the source of this 810-nucleotide messenger RNA. Lineage: Eukaryota; Viridiplantae; Streptophyta; Magnoliopsida; Lamiales; Lamiaceae. The record is from RefSeq and is a predicted model, not a curated record.